Messenger RNA from Lactuca sativa (garden lettuce), 559 nucleotides. Lineage: Eukaryota; Viridiplantae; Streptophyta; Magnoliopsida; Asterales; Asteraceae. The record is from RefSeq and is a predicted model, not a curated record.
UGGUUUUUGAAUGUAGUUGGAGCCAUUAGCAUUCUAUUUGAUGGAUCUGUGUCUUGUGGAGUAUGAAAUGGUGAAGUUCCCACCUUCUUUACUGGCAGCAGCUUCAGUCUUCACUGCAGAAUGCACUCUCAAUGGAUCAAAGAAAUGGACAAAAACAACUCAACUCCAUUCACACUAUUCUCUGCAUCAACUUUUGGAAUGCUCGAAGAUGAUGGUUAGUUUACACCAAAAAUCAGGCACAGGGAAACUUGUUUCAGUGUUCAAGAAAUAUGGCACUUCCAAAUAUGGCCAUGUGGCACGAACCCAGUCUCCUGCUCACUUCAUGUUGGAGCCAAGAUUCUGGGAUUGAUUAUGGAAAUUUAGGAGUUUGUUGAUGUUAAAGAAAAACUGAGGUUUUUGAUGUAUUCAGAGCAAUUUAUAGUUGCUCUUAGGUUUUUUUAGGAGUUCCUACAACUAUUUAGACCCGUUUGUUCUAUUUGUGUUUGAUGAUUUCUUAACUAUCUGUGUUUACAAUGUUUCUAAGUAUUGUUUUAAUGCGACAAGUAUAUGUUAUUAUUAA